Molecule: messenger RNA, 1878 nt
Organism: Megalops cyprinoides (Indo-Pacific tarpon)
Lineage: Eukaryota; Metazoa; Chordata; Actinopteri; Elopiformes; Megalopidae
Gene: acaa2
Product: acetyl-CoA acyltransferase 2
Exons: 10
Coding region: 77-1270 (397 amino acids)
Biological process (GO): fatty acid beta-oxidation
Molecular function (GO): acetyl-CoA C-acetyltransferase activity
Source: RefSeq, a predicted model, not a curated record
GAGUGUGUCAAAAGCGCUGCACAAGCCCACAGACAGACACACUGACCUUUGAAGAGUUUGAGGUGCAUCUGGCAUUAUGUCCCUAAUCAGAGGUGUGUUUAUUGUGUCUGCCAAACGGACACCGUUUGGCACCUAUGGGGGGGUGCUGAAGGACCACAGUGCCACUGACCUGGCGGAGCACGCUGCCAAGGCUGCCCUGGCAGCAGGCAAUGUUGCCCCGGAGCUGGUCAACAGUGUCAUCAUGGGCAAUGUCAUGCAGAGUUCUGCAGAUGCGCCCUAUAUUGCACGGCAUGUGGGCCUGAGGUGUGGGGUGCCCAUUCCUGUGCCUGCUCUGACUGUUAACCGACUCUGCGGCUCUGGUUUCCAGUCUGUCAUCAAUGGUGCUCAGGAAAUCUGCCUCAAGGAGUCAGAAGUGGUUCUGUGUGGCGGUUCGGAGAGCAUGAGCCAGGCACCCUAUGCUGUGCGCAACAUUCGCUUUGGUACCAAGUUUGGACUGGAUCUGAAGCUGGAGGACACCCUGUGGGCAGGGCUUACUGACCUACACGUCAAGAUCCCCAUGGGGAUCACCGCAGAGAACCUGGCCACUCAGUACGAGAUCAGCAGGGAGGACUGUGACAAGUACGCGCACCAGACCCAGCAGAGGUGGAAGGCAGCGCAUGAGGGAGGCCACUUCACAGCAGAGAUUGCGCCCAUCGAUGUGAAGGCGAAGAAGGGCAAGGUGCCCAUGACUCACGACGAGCACCCCCGUCCUGAGACUACUCUGGAGCAGAUGGCCAAGCUGCCACCAGUCUUCAAGAAGGGAGGCACUGUCACGGCUGCCAACGCCUCGGGCGUGUCUGAUGGUGCUGCCGCUGUGGUGAUUGCUAGUGAGGAUGCGCUGAAGCAGCACAACCUCACCCCGUUGGCCAGGCUUGUUGCCUACCACGUAUCAGGCUGUGAUCCAAGCAUCAUGGGAAUUGGCCCUGUGCCAGCUAUCACUGAAGCCCUUAAGAAAGCAGGGCUUUCCUUGAAGGAUAUGGACCUAGUGGAGGUGAACGAGGCCUUCGCCCCACAGUACCUUGCAGUGGCCAAGGCGCUGGGGCUGGAUCCAGAGAAAAGCAAUGUGAAUGGUGGUGCCAUCGCACUGGGCCAUCCACUGGGAGCAUCUGGAGCCCGCAUCACCGCCCACCUGGUCCAUGAGCUAAGGCGGCGUGGAGGAAAAUACGCAGUUGGGUCGGCGUGCAUUGGAGGAGGCCAGGGCAUCGCCGUCAUCCUGGAGAACACACAGUGAAGAGACACACAAGAGUCUAUGCUGUACACACUCACACACCAUACAGUACCUUGGAAGGACUGCAUUUGCCCUCAUGCAGAUGAGGACAACAUUUGUUACAGACAGCUGCUUUGUAUGAUUAAUACCCUGCAGUCGCAACAUGUUCAGUUUUUUACAGGUUUAUGUAGGGAAGUCGUUGUAUUGCCUUAACGAUACUCACUUGAAGGGCUAACACUGUGCAAGUAUGUGUUCAGGAAGAAUUAUCUAUGGCGUUUUGUGAACGUACCCUAUGGUUUGUCAGUAUGGAGGUUCCAGAUCAGAAGCCAUAUGGGAGUUGCUUUUUUCUUCCCACACAAAAAGCAUGUACACGUCUAUGACUGGGACAUCUUUGCUAAUCAUAGAGACAUAUGUCUUGUGGAUGAAGAGAAAAAGGACCUUGCCAUUUGCCUUGUUUUGUUUGUUUUUUCCAUGUUAGAGUUUGCAUAUUCACUCCACUACAGGGUCUCUCCUAUCCUGAUACAGGUCACAUACUCAACUGAGUAGGCCUUAAUGGCUGAACUUGCUGCAUUGUAUGGUUGUGUAACGAAUCAUUUGUUAAUAAAGCUGGAAUAAAAGCUCAUGACAUUUAA